Molecule: messenger RNA, 4876 nt
Organism: Biomphalaria glabrata
Lineage: Eukaryota; Metazoa; Mollusca; Gastropoda; Planorbidae
Product: OTU domain-containing protein 7B-like
Exons: 9
Coding region: 366-2963 (865 amino acids)
Biological process (GO): protein deubiquitination involved in ubiquitin-dependent protein catabolic process; protein K63-linked deubiquitination; protein K48-linked deubiquitination
Cellular component (GO): nucleus; cytoplasm
Molecular function (GO): zinc ion binding; K63-linked polyubiquitin modification-dependent protein binding; DNA binding
Source: RefSeq, a predicted model, not a curated record
GAUUUACUUCUAGAUCUAUAUAGAUCUGAUUCUUCCUCAUUAAAUAUUCUCUUAUUCCACAAGAAGUAUCUGUAUUAUCUACAUAGGUCUAUAGAUCUAUCCCUUAUAGAUCUAGCCUUUUAUUUAUAGCAGUAGAAAAACUUUCGCAACUGACGUAUUUUUUUUUUUUGCUCUCCCUAAUUCAAAGCAUACAAAAAUUAAAAACAUUUUUAAUACGCAUGCGUGAUAGAGCAGUUUCCUUCUGCUGUUUGUUUUCUAAGGUGUUGUUAACCAAACGGUGACAAAUGCCUAUGCUAUGUUAAUGUUGCAUUUUAAUGUGUUCUUCAGACUUACUGUGAUGAAGACACAAAUGAAUUAUUGUGGAAAUGGAUGAGUUAAAAUUACAAGAAUCCCAAAAAAUUGAAGAGUUGAUGAGAAACACAUGUGUGACUGCACCUCAAGCUAAAGACAUUUUAAUAAGAAACAGAUGGAGCAUGUCUGAAAGUUAUCGUGAAAUAGAACAGAUGUGUAGAGCCUCCGCACAGCAUAAUAACAGACUGCGUCAAACAAAUUAUAAUUAUGGGCAGAAUUCACCCCCCUACCACAGGGCAAUUGAAAUGGGAGUAGGCAGAGCGGUUAAUCUGCCACAGGCGCCCCCUCCUUACAACUCACUGCAAUUCUCCCCAGCACCCCAUACAACUACUAGCCAGCACUCUGCUUUGUCAGUUCAGUUGCCUGAACAAUUUUUACCCAUUCACAUUGAAGGAGGUAGGACAAUAAGUGUUUCACAGACUCAGUUUGAACAAAUGAAGCCAUCCAGAACUUCAGUGGUCACACCUCCUACCUAUCGCCCUAGUUCCCAAUGCUAUGGAACUCAAGAGAGACCCCCUUCUGGUAACAUUUACCAGCCCCAAAAGAAUAAGCCUGAGCCAUUGCAAAAGCAAAAGAUGGAAAUCCCUGUGAUGCAUAAGGAUGACAGCCAUCUUGAGGAUGAUGAUAUAUUUGAUGACAGAAUCAUACCCAUACAACAAACAUUUAAUACAUAUCCCAGGCUAAAACGUGGAUUUUCUAAUAUUCUGGAAAAUGAGGGUCUUGUGUCUGAAGCUAGGCACAGAGUGCAGUCUGAUAUUCUAAAAGAUAAUCAUGACAACAUGUAUGUUCAGACUUUUGUCUUACCUGAUAUGACUAUCUACCCUGAUGACUUUAGAGCCUUUUUGGAAAAGGAUUUGAUUGAGACAUCUACAUUAGUCUCAUUGGAACAAGCUGGUCGACUGAAUUGGUGGGCAGAGCUACGGCUUUGCCAGAGGUUGUUGCCUAUGGCAACGAGUGGCGAUGGUAACUGCUUAUUGCAUGCUGCUUCUCUAGCUAUGUGGGGUAUCCAUGACAGGCAAUUGAUAUUGAGAAAAGAGCUACAUGACACAUUGACUACUGCCCCUUACAAAGAUGCCUUAUACAGGCGAUGGCGUUAUCAGCAAACAUUAAGCAAUAAACAGUCAGGGCUUGUUUUUAACGAAGAAGAAUGGCAGGAAGAAUGGAAUAAUAUUCUGCGCUUGGCAUCACCUCAACCUAGAAGUGCUCCUGAUCCAAUGAGAUUCAAUAAUUGCUGUGAUAGUCCUGUUACACAAGGAAAAUGUGAUGAGCCGGUGGUGUAUGAAAGUUUGGAGGAGUUCCAUGUGUUUGUUUUAGCCCAUGUCCUUCAGAGGCCCAUCAUUGUUGUGGCUGAUGCCAUCUUAAAAGAUUCUAAUGGAGAUGCCUUGGCUCCCAUACCAUUCCCUGGAAUCUACCUACCGUUGGAGGUGGCUGGCUACUACAAGUCCCCACUCUUGCUUACUUAUGAUGCUGCACACUUCUCUGCCCUCUCUCCCAUGGAGCAAAAUCCUAAUGUCCUUCCAGUACUUCCAGCUGCUAUCCCCUUAGUGGACCCAGAGCUGAAACUCCUGCCUCUUCAUUUUUACAAAGACCCUGGUCCUCGUGUUGACUGGAGCAAAGAGCUUGUAGAUGAGCCCAACAUAGAACAUAAGCUCAAUCUCCUGCACAGGUUUUUAGAUGUGGACAAACUGGCCAUCAGACUGACUGAGAUCAACGGUGACAGCGACAGAGGCUCUUGUGGCUCUCAAGACUCGGAUGAGAACACAUCUUUAUUCAAAGAGAAAAAGGACAAAAAGAAAGAGGCGCGUAUGUCUCAGACAGUGGCGAAGCAGUUUGGCAGCAUCGGCAAGAGUAUGGGUAAAAAGCUUAAGCAGCUGGGAAAGACUGGCAAGUCGGAAAAGAGCCGUCAGACAAUUAGUGGGGAUGUAGCCCAGAAUGCCAGAGUGAUAUCGAAUUAUAACAACCAGCGUAAUUGUGUAGAAUAUAUACUGGUGGCCAAGUUGUCAGAGAAAAGAACUAAACAACAGCAAGCGCUUAUUGACAACUACCUGGUCAGUGCCAAGGAAAGAUUUGAAGAUGAACGUGAGCUGAAGAGGAAAAGUGACACAGAGUUGAGAGGUAAAGGGGCUCAGUACCCUCCUACCACUAAUUGCCACACACCUGGUUGUCCAUUGUACAACACUGCUCAGUCUGAUUUCAUUUGCUCUAAAUGCAAGGCUGCUCGACAUAGUGAGCCAGAUACGGAGGAAAGGAACAGGAGCCACUCUGUUUACAACACUUACCCUGGCCGGGGGAAGCAGUCACCACUUUCUGACGAAAUAUACAUCUAUGGCAAGUCCAAAUUUUAUACAUCCAGCAAUGAGAGUUCUCUGCAUCAAGUUUCAGAACACUUAGAUCCACAAUCUUACUACUCCAACAGAGCCCCAAGAACAAGGUCUCCAUCUCCAGACUAUGACAAUUUCCCAACAAGAAAGCCAGUCUCAUCAUUACAAUCGCAAUGCAAGACACCUAACUGUAAUUUCUAUGGAAGCCAUGAAUGCAAUGGUUUCUGUUCCAAGUGCUUUAAGAAUAAUAAGGAAGAAACUAAACUUGUACAAGCUAUAACAAAGUUAUAACCUGUUCUGUGAUAGAUUAGCCCAGUCGUUCCUCUAUGAAUAGCACCUCCUGAGGCAAUUUUCGCAGAGUACAAAUCAUUAAAAGUUUGCUUUCAGAUUUAAAUUGAUAGUGAAAUAUCUUAAAAUUUAAUAUUACUGUUGCAUAUUUUAGGUGUUUGCACACAGUUCAAACCUUUUUUUUUUAAUUCUCAUUAAAUAACAUAGCUAAUAAAAAUAUUUGUAACUGAUUAGGAUAGAAAUGUAAAUUUGUCUUUUUUUCACAAAGAUUCACUCAUGAAACAUUUUGUACACCUUGAUUCUACUGCUCAAAUACCUUGUCGGUGAAAUAUUAUUUGAUCUUCAUGAAUAGAAAUCACUAACUGUUCUAUAUUCGUCUCAUCCUGUCUCAGAGCCUUUUAGCUUCUCGCUAUUAUAUAUGUUGUUUGACUCAUAUUCUAGCCCUAAAUCUGUGCCUCAUGUCUCUUGCUUGGAGCAAGACUUUGCUUGUACACAAUUUUCUUCAGCCUUAAGAAUUGCUCUUUUCUUAAGUACUAUUUUAAGCAAAAAGAGUUCAUUUUGUAUGAUAUUAUCUGAGCUGCUUCAUUGUUUGCUUUACUGCAACUCUGGAAUUUGUGUUAAUUUAUUUUCUCAAGGGGAUAUGAUAACUGGGACUUUUUUGUGUAAGUAGACCUUGUGGAAAGUGGAAUGAGCAUGGCUGUGAGAGUAUGCUUCUCAACUUUCCAGGGCUGCAUGGUUUGAUGUGCAGUUGUGUUCUCAAGACAAGAGCUAAUGUAACAAUCUCUAUGGGUCAGUGCACUUGUGCUAAUCUAGUGCAGAUGCCUAAGCUGGUGCUGGUUUAUCUCCUGUACAAAUGUAGGCUACACAGGUCAGUGUAGGUCGUCCUCUAGUAUAGACUUAACUGUUUGUUGUAUACAAGUUUUCAGCUUUAAUUUGUGUGUGCUGUGGUUCUUCACAAGUUUUGUACAGAAUAUUAUGUUUUCACUAGUGUUGUAUAUUUUGAGGGUAUUUUUUUCUUUCUUGUUGGGGGGGAGGAACUGAGGAGGGUUUUUCUUUUUAAAUUGUUUCUAUAUACUUCAGAUAUCUGCAAUCUCAGACUAAUUGUGGCAAUUUUUUUUUUCUUGGAAUGCUUCAAUAAUAAUUUUUAAAAAAUAUAUAUGUAUAUACAUAUAUAUAUAUUCAAGCAGUUUGUACUGAAGACCAGCCCAUUCCAUCUUUCACGCUGCUCUUGAACAUUUUAUUUUACUCCUUAUCUGUCUCCUAGCACAUAUUCUGAGAGUCUAUGAAUGUUUCUUUUGUCAGAAACUGUUGGCUGAUGACAUAUCGUGUGUACAUUAUUAUUACUUUUAUGGAGGAUGUUGAGCCUCAUGUUGUGAUUUUUUUUAUGCACUGAUAUUUUAAUUUGAGAAUUAAAUAUUUGCAUGCAAAAGCCCAUACAUAAUUACUUUAUAAACAUUUAUUAAUAUAUAUUUUCUGUGAAAAAAAAAAUGCAUUUUAAAAUUAAUUGAAAUUUAGAAUGAAGUAUUCUUCUAUGAUAUGUAUCCCACAUUAGUAUGACUAAAACACUCUUUAUUCUUGAAACAAAAUUUGUGUUACAAAUGAAUAUUGUAAGUGUAAGCAUUUCUUUCACCACCAUUCAGUAUUAUCAUGACCUAUUUAAAGCAACUGUCCUACUUUAUGUUGAAAGAAUGAGAUUUGAAAACAAAUUUUGUGUGGGCUGCAACUCUCCCUGUCAUUUAGGUUUUUCUAAGUUUAGUUUUACUAGAUCUAAGUUGUUUUUUUUCCAGUAAAUGGCCAUAUGCAAUUCAUUGAGAUUUAUAGAUUGUGUAAAAUGGUUGUUUUAGACUUAUGUCUGUCAAGGAUGAUUAGAUAUUUUGUUUUAAACAAAAAAAAUAGAUUUUAAAAUUUUCUAAUGA